Molecule: messenger RNA, 1338 nt
Organism: Varanus komodoensis (Komodo dragon)
Lineage: Eukaryota; Metazoa; Chordata; Lepidosauria; Squamata; Varanidae
Product: vomeronasal type-2 receptor 26-like
Exons: 4
Coding region: 1-1338 (445 amino acids)
Biological process (GO): G protein-coupled receptor signaling pathway
Cellular component (GO): membrane
Molecular function (GO): G protein-coupled receptor activity
Source: RefSeq, a predicted model, not a curated record
AUGAUCCCCAAGAAUUACCAGCAUCUCCUGGCCUUGGCGUUUGCAGUACAAGAGAUCAAUGACAGCCCUCACAUACUGCCCAACUGCACUUUUGGCUUCCGCAUCUAUGACAGCUACCACAAUGCAAGGACAACCUGUCAGGCCACCCUGCGACUUCUAUCAGUUCAGGAGAGAUUGGUCCCCAACUACAAAUGUGGUAUCCGCAGAAAUCUAAUAGCAGUCAUUGGAGCACUGGACUCCGAAGUCUCUCUCAAUAUGGCAAAUAUCUUGGAUAGCUACAAGAUUCCACAGCUACAUCGGUUUCUCCAAGGUGUCUCCUUUAAUAAUAGUGCUCAGGACAAGGUUUCCUUCAAUGAGAAAGGGGAAGUUGUAGCUGGAUUUGACAUUAUCAGUUGGGAGGUUUUUUCCAAUGAAUCAUUUCUCCGUGUGAAAGUUGGAAGGAUCGAUCUCCAGGCUUCUAGAGGUCCAACACUUGCCAUUGAUGAGGAGGCCAUCACAUGGCACCACUGGUUUAAUCAGACACAACCACUUUCUGUAUGUACUGACAGUUGCCAUCCAGGCUCUAGCAAAAAAGUGAAGGAGGGGGAGCCGUAUUGCUGCUAUGAUUGCAUCCCAUGCCCGGCCGGGAAGAUCUCAACCAACAACCAGAAGCUCACCUACACUCUGCUCAGCUCCCUCAUGCUCUGCUUCCUUUGCACUUUGCUCUUCAUUGGUGAGCCUCAGGAGCCCACUUGCCUCCUCCAGCAAACUGCCUUUGCCAUCAUCUUCUCAGUGGCUGUGUCCUCAGUACUGGCAAAAACCCUCUUGGUUGUUCUGGCUUUCAUGGCCACUCAGCCAGGAUCGAGGAUAAGGAAGUGGUUGGGAAAGGAGAAGGCUGGUGUCAUUGUUCUUUCCUGCUCCCUCAUCCAAGUGGGCAUCUGUAGUGUGUGGCUGGGAACAUCACCCCCUUUCCCAGAUGUUGACCUCCUCUCCAUGGCCGAAGAAAUCAUACUGGACUGCAACGAGGGCUCAGUGAUCAUGUUUUACUGUGCCUUGGGCUACAUGGGCCUUCUUGCAACCAUCAGUUUCACGGUGGCCUUCCUGUCCAGGAGGCUUCCUGGUAGCUUCAAUGAAGCCAAGUUCAUCACUUUCAGCAUGCUGGUCUUUUGCAGUGUUUGGCUCUCUUUUGUUCCUUCUUACCUCAGCACCAAGGGGAAAUCCAUGGUGGCUGUGGAGAUCUUCUCCAUCUUAGCUUCAAGUGCAGGAUUACUUUCUUGCAUCUUCUUCCCCAAAUGCUACAUUAUUGUGCUGAGACCUGAGCUGAACAGCAGGGAACAGCUUAUUAAAAGAAAAUACUGA